AUGGUUUAUAUUAAUAAUAAUUCAAUAACUCAAUGUGGAAAAUAUCAAUCAUGUAGUUGUGAUGAUAAAUGUAUUCAAACAAAAGGAUAUCCAAUUCAAUAUUCACUUGAAUAUGAUUUAAAAAAGUGUUCAUAUGAUAACGAUUGUGUUUAUGGUGAUUUUAUUAACAUGUUUUCAAAACAAUCUUGUGUAUAUAAAAAGUGUAGAUCUCAACUUUGUAAAUAUAAAUCAAGUGUAAUCUUUGAUAAUGUUACCACUGAUAGUUCCGAUUGUAGUUAUGCUAAAUAUCAAAUUGAUAAAUACUGUAAUUCAUCAUUAAAUUUAAAACACUCAUUUGGUAUUUUCAUUUCAUUUUCAUUUUUGAUAAUAAUAAUCUUUUAA
This is a messenger RNA of Dictyostelium discoideum AX4, 381 nucleotides long. RefSeq lists its product as hypothetical. The transcript has 2 exons. Bases 1 to 381 code for a protein of 126 amino acids. The record is from RefSeq and is a predicted model, not a curated record. Lineage: Eukaryota; Evosea; Eumycetozoa; Dictyosteliales; Dictyosteliaceae.